Molecule: messenger RNA, 2186 nt
Organism: Raphanus sativus (radish)
Lineage: Eukaryota; Viridiplantae; Streptophyta; Magnoliopsida; Brassicales; Brassicaceae
Exons: 3
Coding region: 617-2089 (490 amino acids)
Source: RefSeq, a predicted model, not a curated record
GAAGCACUCUAUUUCUUUAAUGACAUUGAAUAACAGUGGUUAAUGUGUGUACAAUGAACCCUGCAAAAACAUUGCCAACGAGACAACGCACACAAACAAAACACCACAAAUAAACACUUUCUAUCCUUGUUCCCAUUCUUCCUCUUCCUCCACUUCCUUCUCCCAAGAAAAUAACACAAUUUCCCAGAUUCAAACUUCUCUUUUUUCAACGUCUAAAGAAAGUAAGAAUCUAUCGUCUCUAAUUCUUUUUUUUGUAGUAUAUAUAAAAAACUACUUUGCUCUUUUUCUUCUUAUGGUAGAGAGCAUUUUACAGUAAAUAAAUUUCAGAGAAAAGCAAAAGAAGAUAACACAGAAAGUUAUUAACUUUCUCUUUUUGUGUUAUCUCUAUCACUCACUUUAAAGUUUCCUCAGGGAUUCAAAAUCAAAAUCUUCCAGAAACUGCUUCAAGCUUCUACUUUUUUUUUGAUUCAAGCUUCUACUUGAUCAAACUCAUGACCCACUUCUCAUAAAAAGCACCAACCAAUUCCAACUCUUUUCUCAUUCAUUUCUUUAGUUUCCGGCAAGAUUUGAAACAGAUUUGUGUUCUGUUUUUUUUUUAAAUAUAAUAAUAAAAAAUAUGGAUCGGAAGAGAGGGUGCAAGAUCAGGAAGAGAGGUUGUUCUUCUUCCUCUUCCUCUUCUCUUGCUCGUCGAAACCGCUUCAAACGCGCCAUUUUCGCCGGGAAAAGAGCCUCACUAGAAGACGGUGGCGGCUCAGAAACUCCGGUUAAGUCCAUCUCCGCCGCUAAAACUCCCGUACUCUUACCAUUUUCUCUGGAAACACCUCCUGUAGGCCAAUCACAGAAACGCUGCGUCGUGUCAGCGAGAAAGCUGGCGGCAACGUUAUGGGAGAUCAGCGACGGCAAUACAGAUCCUCCUGUAUCCAACGAAGAUUGCUUGAGAAACAAGAAACCACCGAGAAACAGAAGGAAGACAUCAACAGAGAUCCCUUUCCCUGAUUUCCCGCCAAAACCAUCCCAUCCGAAUUCCCAUGAGAGAAUCUUUCUCCGAGAUGAUACAGUUCGUAGAAGAACAACAAUUCCUCAGAAACUACAACUAAUCGAAUACAAAAGCAUCGGCACAAACUCUGUGAAAACACGUUUCAAGAAUGUCAGCGAGGGUUUAGCUACGUCUAAAGAACUCGUGAAGGUCUUAAAACGGAUCGGUCACCUCGGAGAUGAUCACAAGAACGCAAGCAAUCGUUUGAUCUCGGCUCUGCUCUGUGAACUGGACAGAGCAAGAUCUUCUCUGAAGCAUCUGAUGAGUGAAUUCAAUGCGGAAGAGGAGGAGAAGCGGAGGUUAACAGAGAAGCUUCAAGAAGAGGCCGUGGCUGAGAGAAAUCUCCGGCUAAGAACAGAGAAGUUGAACAGAAGAUUAUGGAGAGAGCUGGCGGAAGCUAAGGAAACGGAGAGGAAGAUGAAGGAGGAGAUGGAGAGAGAGAAGAGAGCGAAAGACGUUCUCGAAGAAGUUUGUGACGAGCUGGCGAGAGGUAUCGGAGACGAUAAGAAGGAGAUGGAGAAAGAGAGAGAGAUGAUGCAUAUAGCUGAUGUGUUGAGGGAAGAGAGAGUUCAGAUGAAGCUUACGGAGGCGAGACACGAGUUCGAGGAGAAACACGCCGCCGUGGAGAGGCUCAAGAAGGAGCUCCGGCGUGUCGUGGAUGGCCAGGAGGUGAAAGGGUCGUCGGAGAUUUGCCGGGUUUUAGAGAUGUUAGAUAGUACUGAUAAUGAUAAUGAUGAUGAUGAUGAGGAUGAGGAUGAGGAUGAGGAUGAGGAUGAGGAUGAGGAUGAGGAUGAGGAGAGUGAUCUUAAGUCCAUUGAGUUGAACAUGGAGAGUGGAAGUAUUAGUAAGUGGGGCUACGUUGAAAGCCGGAGGGAUGGCUCAGGCGAAGAUGAUGAUCAUGUGGAGAAGAGAUCAGUGAUUGUUGAUAAUGGGGAGAGAGACGAAUCUUUGAAGACUCUAAGAGAGUACAUUGUUUCGAAUGUGAGAUUCAUAGGCUCUUCUUCAGCGGAGCAGUGGAAUCAUCGGCACUUACCUAGUGUGGAGUUUGUGUAAUCACCUGAGCAAGAAAAAAAAAGUAUCAACUUUUGUAAUGUAUAUACUAUAUUUCCUUAUUUGUAAUUUUAUUCAAUUUAAUUUUUGAAGAAAGCAA